Chilo suppressalis (striped riceborer) is the source of this 4811-nucleotide messenger RNA. The record is from the annotation of a GenBank genome assembly. NCBI's taxonomy places the organism in Eukaryota, Metazoa, Arthropoda, Insecta, Lepidoptera, Crambidae.
CCUUCGUGCUGAGCGGUCGUGCGGUGAACAGAGGCGAUUUCGCUUCUCAAACUUUUCUUCUUGCAUACGCGACGUCCACAAAAUAAUAACGUCUUUCAACAGAUUCUAUUAAUGAAGUGAUUGUUUUAGUUUUGUAUUUGUUAAAAUUUGGUGGUGAUGUGAAUCUGACUUGUGUUUAAAAUAAUUGGUCUAAUAUAAUUAUGGAGGGAAGACUGAUUUUCCACGCCAAGGAAACACCGCAGCGGCGUUUCCUGGUAUAGUGGCCAAUGAGCGGGUAGGAUGCGGCGGCAUGCACCGCAUCGUGCUGCUAAUGGCGGUGCUCACCCGGGCCAUUGCACCACAAAUCACCCGCUUAGUUCCCUUUGUUACUGAGCCGUACGACUUGGAGUCUUCCACGGUGCCACCGCCUACCGUCUUCAAGAACACCAUGAAACUACCCACGCGAAUCGUCAAGGGAUCCCGUAACGGGAAAGUGGAUUCGCCCAUGCUCAAUUACAUAUUCGACUCGUACGCGACGAGCAACAAGCACUUUCAUGACAAGUUCAAACCUCCAUCAUUUGAAGGCGAUAUGAAUGCUGAUGACACUAUCGUCAACGCUGAUACGGGUUCAACUGUGAUGAUGGACUGUCGAGUCACAUCACUAAGGGACAAAACGGUAUCGUGGAUAAGAGUGUCCGAGGAUGAAAAUUUAGAGCUUCUCACCGUAGACUUAGAAACACACACGGCGGAUUCACGAUACAGAAUGGAUCUUGCCGGUGAUAAUUGGAAGUUGGCUUUGACCGACGCCAAAGUGCUCGACUCCGGGAUAUAUUGCUGUCACGUGUCAACUCAUCCACCGAUGUUGAAGCGUUUCAAGUUAAUCGUUCAUCCGCCAGAAAUAAGAAUGAGCAAAGAGGCUUUCCUUGAAAGCGGCGAGACUUUGUCUUUGAAAUGUGCUGUGUUAUACCUUCAUCCUGGUACUGCGGAGCCUGCAAUGCGAUGGUAUAAAGGCAAUACGACCACACCAUUGGACGAGCAAAGGGGCGGAGUGUUGAUCGAAACCGACCAUUUAACACUUACGAGUCAUUUGCAGGUGGCCAGACUGAAAACAGAAGACGCCGGCAACUAUACUUGCGCUCUGGAAGCGCCCCUGCAAAUGAAAAUGACAGCAAGAGUUCACGUUUUGCAAGGUUCAAGUCUCGCCGAGCUACAAAGCGGUGUGAAAACAAACACGAGUUACCGGAGCCUGUUGUUGACAACGAUGGUGAUCUUACUCGGAGUCGGGGAUGUGAGGUGACCUAUUUAGGUGACGGACGGCUUGAAGGCUUGGUAACAAGAAUCGGGAACAAGCAAUAAUAGGGCGCGAUUGACGUUAUACUUACUUGUCCACGAGAUUUAUUAGCUUUGUGAAAAUAAUGGAAAGCAGCAAGCACGUGAAGAGGCAUUGGGAUAUCUUUACUUUCUCUUCCACACUAUUUUUUUUAUGACUUGAAUAUUAAUUAUACAGUUAAAGACCACCAGUUAAUAGUUAUGAAUCUCAUUUCUCGUGCUGAUAACAUUUUUGCUUUUUAUUAAGAUUUAUCUAAAAUAUACAUGUGUUGCAAAACCAUGUAGGUUCCAUAGAACCGUUUUGUAUUUAUUCCUUUUGAUAUUGUUUAUUUUGUUUCUUUGUUAUCAAUCAAUAAAUGUAUUAAGAGUCCACACGAAUCUUUGAUGCCGUUUUAAAAUAAUUAAGUAUUGCGCUCAAAAACAUGAAUUUGAACUUAAUUAGAGGACGGAUUAGUUUGACACUGAUUUUGUUUUGGAUCGUAAAUAUCCUAAUUUAUUUUGUGCUAGUAAACAAUAACAACGUCAUUAUUAAUCUUAUCAAGUAUUUAAUCAAAACGUAAAAUGAAUGUUUUCAUUAAGUACUUCAUUAUGAAUUUAUUUUAAUUGAUUAAUUUGCAUUUUAGUUAGAAAAAUAUUUUAAGUACUCGUGCCUUAUUUCGUCGGUCAUGAAUUGACUUCACUUACACACUCAAAGUUUCUUAUCAUAACUUAAGAUUUCCUUUUCAUAACAAAGUCCUAUAGAAUGUUUGUGUUUCCAGUUAUAAAAUUACACAAAUGUAGCUGAUCUAUCAAAAUCAUUUAUUCAUUUUGAAAAUUUUAUACGUCUAACUUGCUUUUUUCGCAGAUAUAAUGUUCGAUUGGUUUGUUGACCAAAGUCAGGAUAUUGAUUAAAAAAGGAAAUAUUAAAGUAAAAGCAUGUAAUAUUCGAAAUGUUACUCAAGCCUAGACCGUCCACGGCCAUAUUAAUAAUGUGUAAGGACCAUGUGUCAUUGUAAAUUAUGUAUAAUUUAAUGUGAUUGUCUACCAUUGAGAUCUCGACCGUGUUACCACACCUAAUGUUAAAAUCCGUUGUAUGCUGUACAAUACAAAAACUCUUUAUUGUACACCACGAAAAACAUUGAACAUUAAGCACAAAACGAACGGUGGAAAAAAGUUGUGCCGUGUCGCGUCAUAAGAGCAAGAUUUUCUGAUUACUGUGUUAAAAUAAGACAAUGUUUUAAAAUUAUGAAGGAAAUUUAAACUUUUCUAAAAAUAGCGCGGGUUCUUGGGAUUGAAAAAUAUGUUGUAAAGAAGAGACGGCGAAAGCGAAUAGGUAGCCGCUUGUAUGGGCGACUACUUGCCGAUGAGUGCCCAAGUUGCACAUUUUUCCCCAAAAUAUUAUAGGCAAGCCAAGAAUUUACCAUUGCCAAAUCUGGCAGAUGGUGGAACAUAUCACUUUCUGCUUUUUAUGGUGAUUGUUAUCAUUCUUCACAUUUUAGUUCUAACACCACUCAUACAGAAAGAAAUAAAAGCUACUGAAACACCGAGUUUAUCGUUCAAGGCGCUAUUAAAUAAUAGACACGGAAUCUGACGAGUAUGAUGCUAUGAAUGAUGUCUGUUACAUUGGUUUACCAUGGUUCGCGAUAUUGGAAAUUCGAUGAUUUGCACGGGCGUUUACUACGGACGGAGUCGAUUCUCCUCCCAAGAAUUUAAACUUGACAAUCGAUGUAUCGUCAGCAUGUCAUGCCGUAUCCAACUUUAUGGAAAUAAACAUUAAUUUAGUAAAAGUAGAAUGGAUAUAACAACUUUAAAAGAGAGAAAGCUACAUUCCUUACGAUUUGUUCGAACUAUAAGGCUAACAUAAAGUUUAAAGUUUAAAAAUAAACAUUAACAAUCAACAUAUGAAAAAAGCAUGGCCGUAAAUGUUACAUUUGACUUAUUUAACGGAAUUAUCAGCCUUACAAUACGUAAUUUCAAAGAUAAAAUUUAUCGAUAGUGCCGCGCCAGGCUCGCCCGUUCGCUGUAUUCACGCACAGUGAAAAUCAAGCCUUAUAUUUCUUUAGAACUACGAGCAAAGAAUAUAAUGUUGCUGUCAUCAUGUUAAAUUGUACGUUAAGUAUAUUAAAACAAAAUAAUUCACUGCAACGAUCAUUUACGUUCCCAGUUCCCUACAAUUAUUUUUUGGUAUUUACACAUAUUAUUUCUCUAAAGUGGUGACACGAUUGAAAUCCUUGAAAUUGUUGUACUGUGUACAUUAAAUUUUAAUUAGUACCUUGUAAUAGAAUAUGGAAUAAUCAAAUAAAUUUCAAAAGAACUCCGACAUAUCAGACAUAAUAUCUUUUACUCGGCACUGUGCACUUUGUAAAUUUGUUUUCAGUGUUGUAUUUAAUUUACAAUAAAUAAAAGUCGUUAAUGUUAGUAUUUUUGUUUAGUCUAAAAUAAAUAUAGUACCUACUACAUUUCAAUAUUACAUAUCUAACACUAGAGCUAUUACUGCAAAUAUUUAAUUGUUUAUAUUAUUAUUAUUUAAAAGAAAUAAAACGAUGUAUAUUUAUAUAUAAUCGAAACACUACAUUCUACGAUGCACUAAAUGUACUAUUGUGUUAAAACUUCCAAGUAUAUUGAUAAAUUAUACUAUAAUUAUGUAUUAAAUAUCUGUAUCGUAGUAAAACAAUGUAAAUAUAAUGGAUAUAAUGUAAUUAAUGUUUUACUACGUUGAAUUAUCUUUCUUAUUAUGAAUUCUUGAAACACUUUAUUAUUACUUGGUCAUUAAUUUUAGUUGAUUAGUGUUUUUGUAACCUUUGGUCGUAUAUUAUCAAGUCGGCAUUUCGAAUUAAAAAUUAGCAUUCGUACCUAAUACAAAAUUAAAUAGCUUACGAACUUAGAACUCGGAACAAAAGGGAAAUAGAAAAAUGUUUGUGUAUAAAAAACUAAGCAAAAAGAACUUAUUUUUUGACUAAAAGGUACAGGAAAAUUCCUCCUUGUCUUCAAGACAAUAGGGAUAUAGGAUGAGACAUCUUUUCUCAAAUCAAAUCUUAUCAUUAAUCUUUUUCUUUUAAGAUUUUAACCUUUUCACAUAUUAAAUAAGGAAAUUAAAGUUUUAUUGAUACUUAAUUAAUUAUGAGAAAAUGACGUGCCAUGAAAUAUCUAGAGUCAAAUACAAUGUUUUUUUAUUGUUAAAGAAAAUGACAUUAUCAUUAAUAAUAAUAGGCUAUUAAGUAUUAUGUUCAUAGUUUAUCUGGUUUUCCUCAUAUCAGAAUUUCAUAUCUAUAAAACGAAAAGGAAUUCUUCCAGAAAAAUUCGGGAUAUUGUAAAUAUUAUUGAAGAUCUUUUGUCAUCAUCAUAGAAAAACAUCUAAAAGAAUCUCUCUUACAAAUACUCUAGGUAUUAUAUUGUGCAAUGUUUUAAACAUAUCGGUGCUUAUGUUGACUGUUAAUUUAGCAUUAAAUAUUAUGAUGUUGUUAUUAUUAAUUUAGUUACAAUAUUGUGAUAAAUAAGAUUUUUAAUAAAAAGUGUGCGCACUA